UUAGUUCUCGUAUCUCAGACGAUAAGCUACCUAAAGCUUCUUGAUCAAAAUCAGUCUGAAAAUUAUGAUAACUAAACUGAUUUCGUUUUGCUUUUUAAUUUCACUUUGUGAUAGUAUUUUACGCUGUAGUAAGAUCAACAAACCUGUAAAAUCUGAUUACUUCUUGAUGCAAACGUGUACCGGAUCGGAUAAGAAUAUUAUUGCACAAACAUAUGCUCAGAAUUUAGAUUCGUGUAAAAAUUUUAGUGCUCGAUACAAAGGAUUGGGGUUUAAUUACGCAGAUCCAGAUGACUUUGAAAUCCGUAAAAAGAACUGCAUUGUGUAUGAUUGCCCCGAAUUUAAUAUCACUGCUGUGAAGCAAUACGAAUCGAUGUUUAAUUAUUACAGUCUUUAUGCCAGAGUAUUUCCAACAGAAAACAUGACAUGUGUACCGAAAGAAGGCAUCUUCAUGAUCAGCUACAGUAAACUGAAUUACACCGAUGCUGCUGCCAAAUGCGAAGAAUACGGUGGAAUUUUAGCCAACAUCAUAACCGAAGAAUUAUCAAUGAGAGUAGCCAAUAUUAUUGCUAAAUCUCAGGCGAAUAAAAAUCGCCAGAUGCAGGCUUACGUAGGUAUGAAUGAUAUCGAGCAAGAGGGAGUAUUCGUUAAUACCAAUGGUGAACCACUAAAUUGCCUUUCAUUUCGUUCUUGGGCUCCCGGAGAGCCGAGAAGUAGAUAUCUCAACGAAGACUGUGUUACAAUAGAUGCGAAUCGUUAUUGGAGGGCGCAGCAGUGUAAUAAAACUUUCCCUUUCAUUUGCGAAAUUCUGCCCUUUGGACCAUUGGAUCUGGCGGAUGCUUAUUGUUCGAGUAUUGAUCAUCAAUCUAUCAAAAAAGAAUGCUUCGAUUAUUACACCAGCGCUGAAAUUGAUUUUGAAAACGAAGUGUGCAACCGAACAGACGAAGAUAAUACAGUUAUUCGUGAAAGAAUGUUGAAAACUUACUAAAGUGCAUUUUGGACAUGAAAUCGGAGUUCAGAAAUCUUCAGCAUAAUUUUAUUAUGUUUGAGUAACUCACUCGACCUCAAAGCAUCAAUGCUAGACAGCUGAGAAUCGCUCAAGGCACAAUGAUACUCAACAAACAAUAAAUUCAAGUGAUCAAUCACUCAAUUUCAAAAUUUUCAUCCUCGCCGAGAUCAAAUUGCCCUCGAGAACCUUCUGAUUGACAAAACAAAGAAAAAAAAAUCACUCUUAUUUUUUAAAAUAUACUUCAUUGAAUAAAAACGGCACGAACGAUAAAAGUAAAACACAAAAUACAAAAUAAAUUAUUUUUUCAACGCUAUAUAAUGUACCAAACUCAAUCACAACACAUUUAUGUAAAUAAAACAGUUCACGAUGUAAAAAUCUCAAUAAAACGAAACAAACCGCACGUAAAUAAAUAUUAUAAACGCAGCUCAUUAGUAUUAAUUAAACACAUAGAUAUGCACAUAUAUUGCCUAAAUUGAUAUAAAACUCAGCACUUGACGCUUUUCCAACAUUAAUAUACAUUACAGUUAUAAUUUUUUUUUUUUUUACAAUUCAUUAUAAUAUAAAAUACGUACGUAUAAUUUGAACAAAAAAAAAAGAGGAAAAAAAUAUAAUAAAAAUUAAGUACAAUUUACAACGUUCAAUUGGCAAUUUGAAAAUUAAAAUUAAAAACGUCACGUUGAAUAAUAAGCUCAGUAACUACUUUGUACAGCAUUAUAUAAGAAACAAAAUUGUAGUAUUUCCGUAAUAGACGAUUUUUUUUCUUCUCAGAUACAACACGUAAAUAUACCAACACCAUAAUUGAAAUUGUAAAAACUUAUGCGUACAUUUAUACAAAAUUUUAGUAGCAAAGAGGUAAUCGUGCGCUUACGUUCGUACGAUGAAUUCAAAAUCGAAUCAUUUAAACAAAAACAAAAAAACACAUUAAUUAAAAAUCUAUUACAUCAUCGCAAGCCACUCCAUAACAAAACAUACCAAAUUCGACCAAACGUAAAAAUUAUCCAUCGAAAUUAAUUUCAUAGGCGUAAUACAAUAAUUCACAUUCCACAAAAAGAAAAACCAUUACACAUCAAUCUCGAGUGUUUUGUUUACACGAACUCGUCGUUGAAUAUACGAACUCCUUAUCGAGCAUAUUUGUUCGUUGAUAAUACUACUACUUCGCGUAAAAGAAAAUAGCACUACAAAAAAAAAAAGAAGAAGAAAAUUUAAAAGAAUAAAUAAACUAUCACAGAUAAAUAUCGAGAAAAAAAAAGAAUAAAUGAAACCUAAUUGUUACUAGUACUAACUUAAUAGAUAUUAGCGCACU
This is a messenger RNA of Planococcus citri (citrus mealybug), 2309 nucleotides long. RefSeq lists its product as uncharacterized. NCBI's taxonomy places the organism in Eukaryota, Metazoa, Arthropoda, Insecta, Hemiptera, Pseudococcidae. Bases 65 to 985 code for a protein of 306 amino acids. The transcript has 5 exons. The record is from RefSeq and is a predicted model, not a curated record.